UAUAUUUGACCACUUUAAGCACAUGAAUGAAAAUACUGAAUGGAACUCAUUAGAUUGAUUCACUUGAAUGAAGUUAGGAGGAAGGAAAGUACAACUACCAACGGCUGUGGGAGGAUCUCACUUUCAUAUUACUUGCGUUUCCUCCAGUCUGACCUUAUGCAAUCGGCAAUAGAUUUGGAGAGUAAGCUCAGGAAAGACGAGCCGAGGCGAAUGGAAUAAAAGAAAAAUAACGUCGGAGUCGUUGUCUCAGGCCAAUUGUCAGUAUUGGACUAGAAAGACGACAUCUGGUGGAAUACUUCCCUACUGCAUGUAUAAGACCCCGGAAGCGAGUAUUGGGAAGAAAAACAAUCCAAGCGAUUUUGUUUCAUCUUGUUUAGCGUUCUGAAGUUUGCUAAUGUGCGAUCUAAAAUAGUUUCCAAAUUUUAUGAUAACAUAUAGUGCUGCUGUAGUAAUGCCCGUUUUUAUAUCCAUCCUGGCAAUAGGAAUAGUGUUAUAUUUGAUAAUUUAUUACAAUGUCUUCAAAGGGUCAAGAUGUACGAGUUCUGUGACACUGAAAGGGAAAACUGCCGUUGUUACAGGGAGUAACACCGGCAUUGGGAAGUCUACUGCUUUGGACUUGGCCAAGAGAGGUGCCAGGGUCAUUCUGGCCUGCCGCGAUAAACAAAAAGCUGAAGCUGCUGCUUAUGACAUCCGGAGGGAGAGUGGGAACAAUGAGGUGUUGUUCAUGCAGCUGGAUCUGGGCAGUCUGAAGUCUGUUCGCUCCUUUGCUGAAACCCUCCUGAAGACUGAGCCCAGACUGGACCUGCUAAUCAAUAAUGCAGGAAUGAUGGGGUCUGGCCGCACCGAGGAUGGGUUCGGCAUGGCGUUCGGGGUCAACCAUUUAGGUCACUUCCUGUUGACUUGCUUGCUGCUGGAGCGGCUGAAGGAGUGUAGUCCGAGCCGCGUGGUCAAUGUGUCGGCUCUGCUGCACCGGUUGGGUUCUGUGGACUUCGCACUGCUGGGGACCUACAAGGACCUGGUGCCGGGCCAGUCUGCCUGGCAUAACUUCAAGGCCUACUGCCACAGUAAGCUGUGCAACGUGCUCUUUACGCGGGAGCUGGCCAACCGCCUCGAGGGGACUGGCGUCACCACUUACAGCCUCCACCCAGGAGUUAUUCACACAGAGUUCUCUCGCAACCUCAACCCAUGGCUGAGGCUUUUCCAGGUGCCCAUCGCUAAGCUUUUCUUUCUGGAUACAGAGGCAGGAGCCCAAACAACCCUGUACUGUGCCCUCCAGGAAGGCAUCGAAGCCCUCAGUGGGCGCUACUUCUCUUCCUGUGCACUGCAGGAAGCAGGAGCCAUGGGGCGGGAUGAUGCUUUGGCCAGGAAGCUGUGGGAGGUGAGUGAGAGGCUGUCUGGCCUAUCCUAAAAGAUUUUUGCCACAGCAAGGAUAUACUGACAAGAAAUUAGACUCCUCUUUGCAACAGGAAUGAAUGCCUGUGUCAGGGGAAGGCAGAUUCAGAUAUGUGUUACUGAUAUAGAAUCCCUUUAGACAAUGGGAUAUAUAGCAUGUCCACUGCAGGCUGAUGUUGGCAACUUAAUUGGGGAGGACAAGCAAAUGGAAUUUGGUAGGUACAGAAUUAAUGAAAUACUAAUCCCUUUCCUCACCGUCCUGUGUGUCCUCUUACUAUCACUUGUAAGUCUGCACACCUCUUUCAAAGGAUUCACAUCUGGCCCACUUUAAAUGAAAUGUACCAAUCCAUCUAUUUAUCAAAUAAGGGAAAUUACAGGCAACAUCAUAAAAACAUAAUGUGAAAAUUGCUCACACUCAAUACUUUUUGGUGGGGAAUCAUAGAUUUUUUUCAACACAUCCAUGGAAUGCUAUUUUUGGUGUGAAUUUGGUAUUACAAUGUAUGUUUUCGGUCCCAAAGAAAUGUGAAACUAACACUAACGAGAUUUUCCAAAAGACAGAGUCAGUUUUCCCCCCCCCCUGGGCUUUGCGACUUUAAAAAGGUAUCAACAACAUUUAAUUCACUCAAUAUUACUGGCCUGUAUAAAAAAUGGAAAAGGUAGCCUACAUUAUAAAAUAAUAAUAAUCCACCCUAAUUCAUAAAUUCUGUUUGGGCUUUUAAGUAAUAUUAUCAGACAACACUACCAAGACAUGAAAAACUGCUCAGAGUUAACUCUGAGCAGUUCGAAACCUGUAUUUUUAUGUUUUGUGGUGGCAGCUAGCAAAUGCUUGUAUUGUGAUAAAGUGCCAUGUGUUUGGAACACUAAAAAAAAUGUACCUUGUUUUUUUGGCUUUAUACUUCAAAAGUUUGAAAUUAAACAAUUACUUUUAGGUUGAAGCAUAGCUUUUCAGCGUUUAUUAGAGGACAUGUGUUAAGGUAUGGCAACACUUUUCAUGCACAUGUAAUCAUUGCAUGCUAGCAAUAUUGGACCAAAUACUAAACAAGUGCUUAUUACUAAAUGAUUGCUUAAUGACGUUCCCUCAAAGGAAAUGACAAAAAUUAUUUAAUUAAUUAAUUAAUUAUUUUUGACAUUAUAGUAGUUCAAUCAAUGUAAUCUGUGAUUAAAGAUGAGGCAGUAUCUUAAUCUCAUAGUUAUUGUUUGAUUUUCAAUCCAUUCUGUAGCUAUAUAGCCCAAAUAAAGUUCAACAUACUUUUUCAGGAUGAAUGCAGGAAAUUGUUAUUCUUACAAUAGCAAAAAUAGACAAAAUAGACCCAACUUUGGUUCUUUAAAAGCGUGUUAGAAAAUAUUGGGUUCAGUAGCUUGGAAAAAAGUCAACUGUCUGGCUAACUUGUUCUUUUUCCGGCAAUAGGACUUUUCCUCAUGUUGAAUGUGCUUUGUUUUGUUGCCUUGCCGCAAUACUUGUAGUAUCAUAAUACUGGCAUAGUCCUGGUCCUAAUGUUUUUCCCAGUGUUAUUAAAAUAAAGUGAUAUCAUUUCUAAUCAGUGUUGACAAUUUUGUUAUUUUGAAAUUAUUUUUAUUUCAAUAGGAAAGUUAUUAUUAACAGUGCUGGGCUGUACACAAAUGCACAUAAUAAAACUCCUUUUUAUGUAUGAUUAAAGUUAAAUGCGCAAUAGAAAUAUGUAGAUAUGUCUGUAGCAGCACUCGAAAACCUCUCCAAACGCAUCAUCAUACAUCACAAGCAGACGUAUUGUUCUCCUCACCAAACCUCCAGCAGUGCUCUAAAUUGAUUCAGUGACACUAGGCAUUCAAGCCUCAAGUCAAUUUUAUGUCUUUUCCAAUUCUGUAGGACAAAGGUGAUGUUGGAUUUACUUAGUUCAGAGGCUACCCUUGGUGUGUCAAAUGCUUACCAAUCCUGUGUUUUCAAGCAAUAAGGAUAAUUGUUUUACCUUUUAAUAAGUGAUGAGAGAUUCUGGAUGUUUCUGCUAGAGUGCCUUGUAAAUAAAGGAGUGCUUUAGUCUAGUGUUCCAAUUAGAUUUCUUAUUGUUAUCAAGAAAUGUUACCAUUUGUAACCAUUGUCAUAAAAUAAAAUGUUACCAUUUGUAACCAUUGUCAUAAAAUAAAAUGUUACCAUUUUAACCAUAAUGUUAUGAAAUAUAGUGGUACCAUUCCCAUGUUGAACAUGGUGUCAUUGGUCUCUGGCCUACUUUUCAAGGACUGUUAUAGAAAAUGGACUCAGAAAAAAGGGCUUGAUGACUCUCUAAACUUUCCCAACAGUCAUAAGCCAGUCUUUUCUAAAAAAAAUCUUGUCCAAGAUCGAUUAAACAAAACAUGCAAGCACUGCUUUGUUAUGUUUUAACUAAAAUGUGUUCAAGUUAAUAGACAUGAAAUUGACUGUGACAGGUUAGUUUGCAUUCCACCUUGUUCUUAGAAAAAAGUGAAGAAACACGCAUAUAUGGUGUGAGUCACAUCUGACUGAGAUAUCCUUGUGUUCAGCGUUGGAUACCCAAGCCUUUGGUUAGAUCCUAGAAAGAAGGUAUACGUUGACAUUUAAUAAACAUUACAUUUAGAAAUGUGUAAAUAUUGAUUUAAAAACAUUUAUUGUAAUCUUUUGUAAACUUACAUAUUCCAUUGUCAUCUAUGUACAUGUGUAAGACAUUUAAAAUCAGCUUUAAUACUCAUAAUAAAAUAUUCAACCAAC
Esox lucius (northern pike) is the source of this 4090-nucleotide messenger RNA. RefSeq names its product dehydrogenase/reductase SDR family member 13. NCBI's taxonomy places the organism in Eukaryota, Metazoa, Chordata, Actinopteri, Esociformes, Esocidae. The transcript has 5 exons. Bases 425 to 1408 code for a protein of 327 amino acids. The record is from RefSeq and is a predicted model, not a curated record.